This is a messenger RNA of Chrysemys picta bellii (western painted turtle), 2102 nucleotides long. The record is from RefSeq and is a predicted model, not a curated record. NCBI's taxonomy places the organism in Eukaryota, Metazoa, Chordata, Testudines, Emydidae.
CCCCCUCCCACCUACGGGCCGCGGCUCGACGCUGGCUGCAGCGCGGGUUCCCUCUGGCGGCCGGCCGGAGACUCCCUCUCUGCCUCCCGCCUGCGGCACCUGGGCCCGGGGAGGAGGAACUUGCAACCGCCUCCGCCGCUGAGACGCAGCCCGCGCCCAGGCUUAUUGUGACAUUGUAAUGUUGGGAAGGUCUGCACUGCUUACAGCUGUACAUGGAAGAAGAUUUCCAACUCGAGACCUAUGUGCUGCUACUCAUUUUCCAAUGAAGUACAUCCUGGUAACCGGUGGUGUCAUCUCAGGCAUUGGCAAAGGAAUCAUUGCAAGCAGCAUUGGCACCAUACUGAAAUCAUGUGGUCUACGAGUCACUGCAAUCAAAAUUGAUCCUUAUAUUAAUAUAGAUGCUGGAACUUUCUCACCGUAUGAGCAUGGUGAAGUUUUUGUACUAAACGAUGGGGGAGAAGUUGACUUAGACUUGGGAAAUUAUGAAAGAUUCUUGGACAUCAACUUAUAUAAAGAUAAUAACAUCACCACUGGAAAGAUCUAUCAACAUGUAAUCAAUAAAGAAAGACAUGGAGAUUACUUGGGAAAGACAGUUCAAGUUGUUCCACACGUUACUGAUGUUGUACAAGAAUGGGUGAUGAAUCAGGCAAAGGUUCCUGUGGACAGUGACAAGAAAGAGCCACAAAUAUGUGUCAUUGAGCUAGGUGGAACUAUUGGAGACAUUGAAGGAAUGCCAUUUGUUGAGGCAUUCAGACAGUUCCAGUUUAAGGCAAAAAGAGAAAACUUCUGCAAUAUCCACGUUAGCCUUGUACCACAGCCUAAUGCUACUGGAGAACAGAAAACAAAACCUACACAGAACAGUGUUCGAGCGCUGAGAGGCCUAGGUUUGUCUCCAGAUCUGAUAGUCUGCAGAAGUACAAAGCCUAUAGAAAUGGCUGUGAAGGAAAAGAUUUCCAUGUUUUGCCAUGUGGAACCUGAACAGGUGAUAUUUAUCCAUGAUGUUUCUUCCACUUACCGAGUGCCAGUCCUGUUGGAAGAACAAGGCAUUAUUACAUAUUUUAAACAGAGAUUAAACCUACCUAUUGAUGACCAACCAAGUGAUCUUCUUUUCAAAUGGAAGAAAAUGGCAGACAGAUAUGAAAGGUUGCAGAAGAUGUGCUCCAUAGCUCUGGUUGGCAAGUAUACGAAACUAAGUGACUGCUACGCAUCUGUUUUCAAGGCCUUGGAACAUUCAGCUUUGGCAAUUAAUCACAAACUGAAUUUAAUGUAUAUAGAUUCAAUAGAGCUUGAGCAUUCUACAGAAGUUGAGAACCCAGUGAAAUACCACCAGGCGUGGCAAAAAUUGUGCAAAGCAGAUGGCAUUUUGGUCCCAGGCGGGUUUGGAUUUAGGGGAACAGAAGGCAAACUCCAAGCAAUAUCUUGGGCAAGAAAAAAGAAAAAACCUUUUCUUGGAGUUUGCUUGGGGAUGCAGCUGGCAGUGGUGGAGUUUGCAAGAAACUGUUUAAACUGGAAAGAUGCAAAUUCUACAGAAUUUGACCCAAACACAAAAUACCCUGUUGUCAUUGACAUGCCUGAACACAAUCCUGGAGAUAUGGGAGGAACAAUGAGACUGGGAAAAAGGAAGACUGUUUUCAAAACAGAAGACUCUGUCCUAAGGAAACUUUAUGGUGAUGAAGAUUUUGUGGAGGAACGACACAGGCAUCGGUAUGAGGUAAAUCCAGAAUUGACUGGCUGCUUUGAAGAGAAAGGUUUGAAAUUUGUUGGCCGUGACACAGAAGGGACUAGAAUGGAGAUCAUUGAACUGGAAAAUCACCCAUAUUUUGUUGGUGUCCAGUUUCAUCCAGAGUUUUCCUCAAGACCUAUGAAGCCCUCACCUCCAUACCUUGGUCUCUUGCUUGCAGCAACUGGGACACUCAGUGCAUACUUGCAACGUGGAUGUAAAUUGUCUCCAAGUUUUUAUUCCAUGCUUCCUUGGGCACAUUCAGAAAGAAUGAUAGCUACAGUGACCUCAGUGAUGACAGUUCUCCAGAAAAAGAACCUCCUGAUUCAGAAACAAGCUGAACCCCCUGCAUGAGAGCAGAGAAUUGGAGAAUGCUACUGAG